Messenger RNA from Neofelis nebulosa (Clouded leopard), 2436 nucleotides. It is a transcript of the gene PRR5, whose product is annotated as proline rich 5. The transcript is spliced from 8 exons. Bases 1089 to 1970 code for a protein of 293 amino acids. Lineage: Eukaryota; Metazoa; Chordata; Mammalia; Carnivora; Felidae. Gene Ontology annotation, cellular component: TORC2 complex. The record is from RefSeq and is a predicted model, not a curated record. Gene Ontology annotation, biological process: TORC2 signaling.
CAGGAGGGGGUGAUGCAUGUGACACACGUGUAGGGUCACCCCUGGGCUGGGGUCCCUCCGGAAGGCUGACCGGAAGAGGAGGAGGGCCACGGGCAGGCCGCCAGGAGCAGGUCUGUGCGAUGAGCCGCCCAGGGCUCGGCCUGCACCGGCUUCCUCCCACCUUGGGGCCUCCGUUCUUGGUCACCUCUGCCUGAGGGCGGCGCGGCCCCCCAGCAGCCCCCACAGGGCCAGAAGUGAUCUUGCAGCUGUAGGGACUUCAGCGUGGCUGCUGGAGGACCACUGGCUUCCUGGCGGACUUUUAUCUCUUUGGGUUGUAGAUGGGGAGCAGCCUUACGGUGACACAGUGGCAGGGCCGGGGCCAGCGGGGACUUCUAACAGAGGCGAGCGUGGUCCGGGCCCCACCACGCCCUGAGGCUCUGGCCAGGCAUUUCUUCCUCACGGCAGCCCAGGGGGUGGGGGGCAGGCACACUCGUGACCCCCUUUCAGAGACGGGAAACAGAAGUUGGAGGACACGUGUCUUAGACACACGAAUACGUGGCAUUCCGACGCCAGGCCUGGGGUAGUUGGGCAUCCCAGGUCGUGUGACUGGUGUCCCUCCCCGUCUCUGCCAGCACUUGCUGAGACGCUGGUAACUCCUGGUGGGCACGGCCCCUUCGCGCCCCAGCCCUGCCCAGACCCGGCUCUUUGUGGGGAGGCUGCAUGGAGAGAGGGAGCAGCUAUCGGGUGGGGAGCUCUGUGCCCGCCCGCAGGGGACUUGGCCUCUAUGAGCCUCUGUCUCCCCAUCUGGGACGCGUGGGGGGCCAGUCCACAUUCCCAGGACAGGUAGAGCCAAUGAAGACAGACAGGCAUCGGGAGCUUCGUGGCUGCUGCCCGAUCCGUGAUGGGAGUGGCAGCGUGGGUCCAGCCGUCCUCUCUGCCCUGAGAACCACAGCAGCAGCAUCCACAACGGGGUCAUUGCCGUCUUCCAGCGCAAGGGGCUGCCCGACCAGGAGCUUUUCAGCCUCAACGAAGGCGUCCGGCAGCUGCUGAAGACGGAGCUGGGGUCCUUCUUCACAGAGUAUCUGCAGAACCAGCUGCUGACGAAAGGCAUGGUGAUCCUGCGGGACAAGAUCCGCUUCUAUGAGGGACAGAAACUGUUGGACUCGCUGGCGGAGACGUGGGACUUUUUCUUCAGCGACGUGCUCCCCACACUGCAGGCCAUCUUCUACCCGGUGCAGGGCAAGGAGCCGUCCGUGCGCCAGCUGGCCCUGCUGCACUUCCGGAACACCAUCACCCUCAGCGUGAAGCUGGAGGGGGCGCUGGCCCGCACCCACGCCCGCGUGCCCCCCGCCGUCGUGCAGAUGCUGCUGGUGUUGCAGGGGGUGCAUGAGUCCCGGGGUGUGACCAAGGACUACCUGUGUCUGGAGACGCUGAUCCAGAAGGUGGUGUCGCCCUACCUGGGCACCUACGGCCUCCACUCCAGCGAGGGCCCCUUCACACACUCCUGCAUGCUGGAGAAGCACCUCCAGCGUCGCUCCCGCUCAGGGGACGUCCUGGCCAAGAACCCGGUAGUGCGCUCCAAGAGCUACAACACCCCGCUCCUGAACCCCGUGGCAGAGCACGAGGCCGAGGGCGCGGCUGCUGGCGGCCCGGGCAUCCGCAGGCACUCGGUCUCCGAGAUGACGUCCUUCCCCGAGCCCCAGGGCUCCUCCGACACGCCUGGCCAGGGCACCACCGCGGCCUUCGGACACUCUCCGGUCCCCCCGUCGGGGCCCUGCCCCAGCAGACUGUAUCCCCCCGCCCGGCCCCCUGAGCCCUGCCCAGACCCAGCCCUCGGCUCCCCUCCCUCCUCCAGCCCGGAGAACCUGGUGGACCAGAUCCUGGAGUCCGUGGACUCGGAUUCCGAAGGGAUCUUCAUUGACUUUGGCCGGGGUCGGAGCUCUGGCACGGCUGAGCUCGAGGGGACCGGGGACCGGCAGAGCGUCGUGUGAGGGCCUCGCGUCUUCACCGACCCCGUGUGCGUGUGCCUGUGGGGUGCGUGCGUGCGAGAGGGUUUUUUUUUUUUUACUCUGUCCCGUCCCAUCCCGUCCGCCACGGUCCCCGGCCCUUCUGCCAUUCCUGAGUCUUUGCUGGAAAAACCGUCACCGCCCCGGCCCCCGGCCCCACCCCAUGCUGGGUCGCACGGGCCUCCAGGGGCACUGGUCAGCCACGUGUGCGCGGAACACACACGGCCACUCUGGCCCUCCGGCGUCCCCAUCCGCAGAGACUGUGAAUCCUGUGGCUCAGCCAGGCUUCCGGAAUGACUCCCAGAGCAACGGGGGGGUCGGUGGCAGACCCCCCUCCCCCUUCCCCUCACCUCAGGCCACGACGUGAGCUCCUUGUGCCAGCCUGUCCCAGACCCUCCCAGCAGGGCGGCCGCGGGCAGGAAGAGGAUAGAAUAAAACCUGUCUGCCCCCA